AGAGGCCUUAUGAGACGGCUCCAUUUGAAAAGGGACACCCAGGAUGAGACCCACACAGGGAAAUCGACCAAGGGUCACCGCCUCUUCUGACUUCCGAGAUUUCCUCCCGGGAGACGGGCCUGUCGUCAGCACUGUCUGGGGUCUUCUGAGUUCCCGCCCCUGGCUUGGGACCUGCCUGUUUUCUUUGCUGAUGUCCCUGUUGCCCAAGCACACAGAAGCGCUUAGAGCUGGAAUGCUUGGCCUCACCGUGUCACCCAGCACACAGACAUCUUGAGCAGCAAAUCUGGGGGAGGAACGGAAUCGCCCCUCCGCAGCAUGGAGGAGAAACCACAGUCGUCUCCCUGAAGGCCCAGCCUCCUGACCCGGCGCGUGCGCCCUGGCCCGGCACAUGGGGCCAUGGCCCUGCUCCCCCGGCGGCGGCGGCGGGGCCCGCGCCCGGCACGUCAUCAUCAACGUGGGCGGCUGCAGGGUGCGCUUGGCCUGGGCCGCGCUGGCCCGCUGUCCCCUCUCGCGCCUGGCGCGCCUGCGGGCCUGCCGCGGCCACGACGAGCUGCUGCGCGUGUGCGACGACUACGACGUGAGCCGCGACGAGUUCUUCUUCGACCGCAGCCCGUGCGCCUUCCGCGCCAUCGUGGCGCUGCUGCGCGCCGGCAAGCUGCGCCUGCUGCGGGGCCCGUGCGCGCUGGCCUUCCGCGACGAGCUGGCCUACUGGGGCAUCGACGAGGCGCGGCUGGAGCGCUGCUGCCUGCGCCGCCUGCGCCGCCGCGAGGAGGAGGCGGCCGAGGCGCAGGGCGCGGGGCCGGCGGGGCGCGCGGCGCCGGGGAGCCCGGAGUGCGCCCUGGGACCCGGCGGGCGGCUGGCGCGGGGCCGGCGCCGCCUGCGCGAGGUGGUGGACAACCCCCACUCGGGGCCGGCCGGCAAGCUCUUCGCCUGCGUCUCCGUCGCCUUCGUGGCCGUCACAGCCAUCGGCCUCUGCCUGAGCACCAUGCCGGACAUCCGCGCCGAGGAGGAGCGGGGCGAGUGCUCCGCCAAGUGCCGCAACCUCUUCGUGCUGGAGACGGUGUGCGUGGCCUGGUUCUCCUUCGAGUUCCUGCUGCGCUCGCUGCAGGCCGAGAGCAAAUGCGCCUUCCUGCGGACGCCGCUCAACAUCAUCGACAUCCUGGCCAUCCUGCCCUUCUACGUGUCGCUGCUCGUGGGCCUGGCGGCGGGCGGCGCAGCGCGGGCGGGCGCGGGCGCGGGCGCGGGCGGCAACAAGCUGCUGGAGCGCGCGGGGCUGGUGCUGCGGCUGCUGCGCGCGCUGCGCGUGCUCUACGUGAUGCGCCUGGCUCGCCACUCGCUGGGGCUACGCUCGCUCGGCCUGACGGUGCGCCGCUGCGCGCGCGAGUUCGGGCUGCUGCUGCUCUUCCUCUGCGUGGCCAUGGCGCUCUUCGCGCCGCUCGUGCACCUGGCCGAGCGCGAGCUGGGCGCGCGCCGCGACUUCUCCAGCGUGCCGGCCAGCUACUGGUGGGCCGUCAUCUCCAUGACCACCGUGGGCUACGGCGACAUGGUCCCGCGCAGCCUGCCCGGGCAGGUGGUGGCGCUGAGCAGCAUCCUCAGCGGCAUCCUGCUCAUGGCCUUCCCGGUCACCUCCAUCUUUCACACCUUCUCGCGCUCCUACUCCGAGCUCAAGGAGCAGCAGCAGCGCGCCGCCAGCCCCGAGCCGGCCCUGCGCGAGGACAGCACGCGCUCCGCCACCGCCACAGAGGACAGCUCGCAGGAUCCUGACGGCGCCAGCCCGGCCGGGGACUCCGCGGACAGGCCAUGGGCGCGGGCAGGGCCGGCCUGA
Molecule: messenger RNA, 1825 nt
Organism: Diceros bicornis minor
Lineage: Eukaryota; Metazoa; Chordata; Mammalia; Perissodactyla; Rhinocerotidae
Gene: KCNG2
Product: potassium voltage-gated channel modifier subfamily G member 2
Exons: 5
Coding region: 389-1825 (478 amino acids)
Biological process (GO): protein homooligomerization; potassium ion transmembrane transport
Cellular component (GO): voltage-gated potassium channel complex; membrane
Molecular function (GO): voltage-gated potassium channel activity; protein binding
Source: RefSeq, a predicted model, not a curated record